AAAUUCCAAUAGUCACUCAUUCCCUGCACACAAGAAUAAUAAUAAUUCAUUCAUAUACAGGGGAGCAAGCCCGCCCGGAAACGAAGCACCGAGCGCGCACUCUGCCUCCUCCUCCUCUUCUCGGUCCCGCGCGCCGCCUCUGCUCUGCCUCCGCAACAGCAGCAAACGCCGGCGAGCCAGCCAAGAAAGAGCUACCGACAUGGCCGUCCCGCUCCAGGCGAAGAAGCAACAGGAGAACGGAAGCAAGGGCUGCCAAGGCAGCGACAUGGACGGCGGGGACGACCACCCGUCUGCGGCGGAGGAGCUUCGGGAGCUGUGGCGCAUGGCGGCGCCGAUCACGGCGCUCAACUGCGUGGUGUACCUGCGCGCCAUGGUCUCCGUGCUCUGCCUGGGCCGCCUCGGCCCGCUCGACCUCGCCGGCGGCGCGCUCGCCAUCGGGCUCACCAACAUCACGGGCCACAGCGUGCUCUUCGGCCUCGCGUCCGGCCUCGAGCCGCUCUGCGCGCAGGCCUACGGAUCCCGCAACUACGACAUGCUGACGCUCUCCCUCCACCGCGCCGUGCUGCUGCUCGCCAUAGCCGCCGUCCCCAUCGCGCUGCUCUGGCUCAACGUCGGCCCCAUCCUCGUCGCGCUCGGCCAGGACCCGGCCAUCUCCGCCUCCGCCGCCGCGUACGCCGCGUGGGCGCUCCCGGACCUCGCCGCGCUGGCCGUGCUCCAGCCGCUCCGCGUCUACCUCCGGUCACAGGGCAUCACCAAGCCCAUGGCCGCCUGCUCCGCCGCAGCCGUCGCGCUCCACGUCCCUCUCAACGUGCUCCUCGUCUUCAAAAUGGGCUUCGGCGUGCGUGGCGUGGCCGCCGCGCAGGCGCUCACCAACACAAACAUGGUGCUCUUCCUGCUCGCCUACGUGCGGUGGGCGGGCGCGUGCGACGACACGUGGAGGGGCUUCGCGCGACCGGCCGCCGUCGCCAGCGGGCUCGGUGGGCUCGUCCGGCUCGCCGUGCCCAGCUGCAUCGGCGUGUGCCUCGAGUGGUGGUGGUACGAGGUCGUCACCGUGCUCGCCGGCUACCUCCCGAACCCCACGGCCGCCGUCGGCGCGGCCGGAGUCCUCAUCCAGACCACCAGCCUGAUGUACACCGUGCCCAUGGCGCUCGCCGCAUGCGUCUCCACCCGGGUGGGCAACGAGCUGGGCGCCGGGAAGCCGCGGCGGGCAAGGAUGGCGGCGACGGUGGCGCUGUGGUGCGCAGCGGGCGUCGGCCUGGCGCAUGUCGCGUGGACGGCGACCUUCAGCGCGCAGUGGGUGUCGUUGUUCACCCGGGAGCCGUCGGUGUUGCUGCUGGCGUCGGCGGCGAUGCCGGUGCUGGGGCUGUGCGAGCUGGGCAACUGCCCGCAGACGACGGGGUGCGGCGUGCUGCGCGGCACGGCCAGGCCGGCCGUGGGCGCCCGGAUCAACCUGCUCUCCUUCUACCUGGUCGGCACGCCGGUGGCGGUGCUGCUGGCGUUCGGGCCCGGGCCGAGGGCCGGGUUCGGCGGGCUGUGGUACGGGCUGCUGUCCGCGCAGGCGGCCUGCGUGGCCCUGGUGCUGGUCGCCGUCGUGUGGCGCACCGAUUGGCGCGUCGAGGCCAUGCGCGCGCGGAGGCUGACCGGCACCGGCGCGGAGACGACGGCGACCGCCACGGAGGGCGACCAGGAAGAGAUGAGGCGCCUCGUGGCCGGCAAUGGCCGGGAGGCCGACGUCGACGUGUAGCGACCCGUUCCUUUCGGUCGUCGAACCCCGGCCCCUAGCCCGCCCUACGUACGGUGCAUUGCGGUGGCAUGCUAAAAUUAAGCCAAAGCUAGCUAGCCAUUCCAGUCCUAGAGCAGCCAUAUAAGUAGCAUGUUGCAGCACCUAGCUGGCUUAGCUUCAGUUAUUGCGGUGAGCCGCACACAGCUCACAGAUUUGCUGCUGCAUGCAUGCUUGCUGCCAACUUUGCCAAGCCUAAGCGGUGGUGGUGUGUUGCAUUCAAGUGGCCUAAGCUAGCUAGCAAGCUAAUCGAAGCCAAGUGAUCUUGAUCGAUCGGGCUAAGCAAGUUGUUUCCCUUU
Hordeum vulgare subsp. vulgare (domesticated barley) is the source of this 2079-nucleotide messenger RNA. RefSeq names its product protein DETOXIFICATION 54. Gene Ontology annotation, biological process: xenobiotic detoxification by transmembrane export across the plasma membrane. Gene Ontology annotation, cellular component: membrane. Gene Ontology annotation, molecular function: antiporter activity; xenobiotic transmembrane transporter activity. NCBI's taxonomy places the organism in Eukaryota, Viridiplantae, Streptophyta, Magnoliopsida, Poales, Poaceae. The transcript is spliced from 2 exons. The coding region runs from base 200 to 1744 and encodes 514 amino acids. The record is from RefSeq and is a predicted model, not a curated record.